CGGAGGGACUAUCGUCAGCGUUGUACACCAGUCUGGCUUAUGACAGUGGGUAAAAGCCAGUAGGAUAUCUUUCACUAUACACAACCAGAAAUGUCAACAUCUAUGAUGAUGAAACUGAACUUUAACGUGGAACGAGUCCAUCUUGUGGUGAGUAACGUUAGGCCGAGAACACAUGUUUGCUAUCUCGUACUUCUGUGCUGUUGAAUGAAGCACAAAGUGUCUGCGGUAACGUUAACUAGCUAGUAGCUAACGUUAGCCUUGCCAGAUGAUCAGCUUGCUGACCGACAGCUGACUAAACCGAAUGAGAGCUUGAUCUUUCGAAUAGCUAUUAUAUGAAUUAAAUGGCAAAUUAGCUAGCUACAUAAUGAUGGCUGGAACUCUUUUACCCUGUUUUCAGUGAUGUAACUAACCUUUGCUCCAGCUUGUACAAAAGCUAACAAUUUUAAACAAUCAGUACUCAGCCAAGGUACCACUUGGCGCCUCAUUAUGGAGAGAGCCUUUCAUGUUUACAACUCCUCUUUACCUCCCUACAUGAGUUCUGUUUUACAGUCAACAAGAAGUUCAUUACACAUCACAGGGUUAGGCAAGAUCACAUUUGCAGCAAAGCUGGGUUAUGACUUUUAUGUGUGGAAACAUGAAAUAGUCCAAAGACUUUUAAUAUGAAGGUCCUUAUGAGGUUAUUAACUCUGAACACAAGACCUAGCCCACCUGUGUGUGUAUCUGUGAGUGAGACACACAACACUGUGGCUAGCUAGCUAUGUGGUGUGCUUCUGUGAACAAAGCAAACCAGGACAUAGCUAGGAAGACAUUGAUCUAUUCAGCCUUUUCUGCAGCAACACAAUCCAUCUGGGAUGUUUAUUUGUGUCACAUGUAUUUUAAGCCUUGUCUUUAAUCUAUAAAUAUCAGACCACACACACUCCACUGACUUACUCAACCAUGCUCAAUUAGUGCGCUGUCAUUAUGUGUUUCCCAAAUGCCACCCUAUUCCCAUUGUAGUGCACUACCAAUGGGCCCUGGUCAAAAGUAGUGCAGUAUAUAGGGAAUAGGGUGCCAUUUGCGAUGCAGCCAUUGACUGGCAGGGAGCUCUGUCAGACAGACACCAAGCAGUCAAUACAGUUCCAGGCUGUAGGAAAGCAUUUUUAUUGUUCAAGGGACCAUUCUCACUUAGACCCCCCAUACAUUUUACUCAGCCACACAACUAUCAAUUAUAAAUGACAUCUGGCUUCAUCAACAAUUGAUGUGCCUCUUGGUUGCAAUUUGCAAAAAGUUGGCCUCAUUCAGGGGACAGUACUGUAUUCACUAACAUUAUCAAUGUACAGUAUGCUGCUUCCUUAUGAUCAGCAAGCAAAAGGUGGGUUGAUAAGUCAGUUUUAUUUUCUGUAUCCUCUGUAUUUUUUACAGGGUGCUGGAUCCUAGAGAGAGAGCGUACUGGCCUGUCUGUUUUCACCAGCUCCUCCUAUGCUGCCCUGCCAGUUUACCAGGCUGUGAGAGUGAGAGUUCAGUAGGAGAGGUGGGUGAGGAGGGUUGGGGUAUCUGACAACCAGAGGGAAGACACAGACAGCCCAGCCAGAUGUCCUCGCCCUUCGUGCCAGUACCUGUCCCCAUCAGAGAUAGGACCCUGCCAGGGGCCAACGGAAAGCCCAGGCGCGGGCCUCAGAGGACCUCAUCUUUGAACAGUGUCUCCAGCAGCUCUGAGUCCUCCUCCACUAGAGGCCCCAGGGAUGAGACCCUGGGCCCUGGCCGUGACCCUGGGAGGAGAGUGAAUCGAGUCGGAGGGACUCGGUCCCAGAGCUCAGAGAGAGGCUGCUGCUUCACUUCUCCACCCUCCCUGCUGCAGUGUCAGAGCCCAGUGACCCGGGCCAGGCUGAACGGGCUUGGGAUGGACCCCACGGUGGAGUACUCCAGCUCCUCCUGGACAAACAUGGACCAGGAAUCGCCACCAGGACCUCCAGGGUCCAUCACAGGGUCCUCAGACUGGGAGGAGAGGCCCAUCACCCCCACCGUGCUGGGCUACGAGGUCAUGGAGGAGCGGGCCAAGUUAACGGUGAGAGAGAGGGAGGCAAUUCUUAGCUUGGUCCAAGAUCUGUUUGUGUUGUCUUGCCUAUGGCUAUUGUCAUGCAAGGAGUUGGCUUUACAGCACAGAUCUGGGACCAGGCUAUGCAAUUUAAACAUGCCAUGAAGACAGUGACCAGCAGGAAGCCUAGCUAUAUGCCAAACUCAACUAGUCAACAAACAUUUCUUCCUUAUUUUAACCACUUUUUCCCUAGUUGCAAGUCAUUUGAAAUAUCCUUCCUUUCCAUUUUGAUGACUGGGCCUGUUGUGAAUGUUGUUGCUGUCAUUAAUAUCAUUACUGGAUAUUUUAAAGGGAUACUUCGAGAUUUUGGCAUGCUAGCAGAUACCUAUAGACUUCCAGUCAUUGUGCUAAUGCUAGUUAGCAUUGGCUCACAAAACUAGCUCUAACUUCCUUCAUGCUGGACACAGAGACAUAAAAAUGGUAUCCACGAGUUCAUCUGACUCCGGGGAAGUAUUGCCAAAAUUGCCAAAAUCCCAAAGUAUCCCUACAAGCUCUGAGCUAAGCAUGGAGUGGCAGAAAUGACCAGUUGGCUUUAGUUAGGCUACAUUAAUAUUCAUUUAUCAUGGUCUGUCAAGGUUAGUCUGUUUGUUUCCUGACUGACGUGUCCCCAACUCCAGCUCAUUAUGGUCAAUGCCUGUCGUCGUCCCCCCCCCCCCCCCCCCCAGGCUAUUUCUUAUUUCCUGUGUGUUUAGAGUUUAUCCCAGGUGGCUAAGGUCUGGUCAACAGUCACAAACCAAAUUCUGCUAUAGAUCACUGUGGAUAGUCUGUAGUUUCUGUGACUGUGGAUAGUCUGUAGUCUGCGCAUAGUCACUCUGUUGUCAGUGGAUAGUCUGUAGUCUGUGGAUUGUCUGUAGUCUGCCUUCUCCCCCUAUGUUUGUUCCCGUAGAUGGGAUUAGAAGCCCUGUACUGUUCCUGCUGUCUGGACAGAUAUUUAGGAGUGUUAGGGAGAUGGAGGUGCCAUUGGAUCAAGAACAGAUUAUUAACGCCAGCCGCCUGCCAAAAGUGGCAAUAUCAUGCCAGGGCAUGGCCGGAGGUGAGGAGAGGUGUGUGAACUGCUGGAUGUUAUUAGGAGCGACUGAGGGAUGUGUUGGGAAAUAAUUUCAGAGGCAGGAUGAUGGCUCUGACUAGAGAGUGGGAAUGUUGGGCCCAAUGUGAACUCGUGUGAAAUCAUGCUGAUCUGAUCAUGAUCUCAGUACUGCAGCCCUGCCAUCAAUAACCAUUUGUUAACCCCCUGCAUCCCUCUCAUCCAGUACAGAUGGAUGAUGAUACAGCGGGAUAAGGAUUUGACUCAAAGCAGCUGAGUGGUUGCACAUUCUUCUUCUCUCUCAUUUAUAGUUUGCUACAUUUGGGCGACUAUAUUAUUGAAGGCCUAACACUUUUGUUUAAAGUGUUCGCUGCGCAUGGCUUCAAGUUGUAUAUUCAUCAUCUAGCCUAGUUGCAGAUUGGUACUGCAGUGGAAAGUACUGCCCCUUCCACUCAGAAACAGCCGUUGUAAUUUCACUCUCCAGCAGCACUUUAAUUAAGGGGAAUCAGAAUCUGCUGCUGAAGACGACAGACACUCACUGAUUUAAAGGUCAAGUCCAGUAAUUAAGACUCCUAAAAUGGCUUCUGCAUUCCCACUGCUUUCUCUGAAGGCUAUCUAAAAUAGAAUGCAUCAUUUGCAACAAGUACACAAUGUCUCAUAUCCUUUCAGUCUUGAUUUGAUCUUACUUAGGGUAACUCCAAAAUGGUAUCCUAUUCCCUAUAUAGUGCAAUACUUUUGACCAGAGCCCUGGUCAAAAGUAGUGCACUAUAGUGAAUAGGGUGCCAAUUGGGCCGCAACCUCAGUUUGUGGACAUAAUGCACACAUGAUGAUGCCAGGUUUCUAUUAGAUUUACAGCCUAUUAGUCUCCCUUUUGCACUGUGGCCCUGUUGCCAGUUAGGUACUGUUCUCUCCUGGCUUCCAAAUUCCUGCUAACCCUGUUUGAUAUUAGUGCCAGUGUGUUCCUGUGAGCCUUGGCUGGAUCACCUUCUCGGUCGCUCUGCAUCAGUCUAUCCUCUCACUCAGACACACCGCUCUAAACAAACCCCAGGAGUUGGACUUAGAAAUGUUUAUCAGGCUUAGAAUAGCUUUUGGCAUCAAAGGUGUUCCAUAAAACCCCAAAUCAGUGAGGUGUGUCCCAAAUGGCACAUGAAGUCCCUAUUUAGUGCAAUAAUUUUGACCAGGGCCAAAGUAGUGCACUAUAUAGGGAAUAUGGUGCCAUUUGUGACGCAGGUAGUGUGUUCUGAAAGCCUGUGGUUUGAAAUGACUGAACGGGUCAGAGAUAGAUGAGGUGAAGAAAUGAUAAACGUCUGACUUUCUUAAAAAUACAUUGGUUAUGAAAGGGAGAAAGUAGGCUAUUCUAAAAAACAAGCUCACAUCCAUAUUGUUUUUGUCUCUUGUUAUUACUAAGCUUCUACUAUACGUCUUUACUAAUAUUGAGAAAAUAAUUAUCUGUUAGAUUCAGUCUCAGGUGCACUGUGCUGCUGUGGUUUAAAAGGAAACAAGUUAAUCUAUGACUGUAAUUGAAUAUAAGAUAACUGCCAUCAUAAGGUCAAAGGUGAGCUGUUAAUGUGUGUGUGGUCUCCUCCUGCUGCAGGUGUAUAAGGUCCUGGUGAGGAAGACUCAGAAGGAGAGUUGGGUGGUUUUCAGAAGAUACACUGACUUCUCCAGACUCAACGACAAGGUAUGUCCUCACUCCUGUCUUUGGACUGUCCUGGGCCUCAUAGGAGAAAGGGUUUGUCUGAUGAAUGCACCAAAGUCAGAUUAGGAUAUAGGCCAAGGACUAGAUAAAGUGUAUUUUUACCUGGAGUUUUUCCUUUAUUGUAGGCUACUACUUUUACCACUUUUAGUCUUGAAAUCUUUGGUUGUUUACUACACUACUUACUCUGUUUAGCACAUGGCCUCACAUGGGAAUCCUUAAAGAGAUGGGUGGGGCCAAGGCUUAAGAGGGUGUGAACGGUGCUGAAUGGGUGUAGACAAAGAGCUCUCCAGUAGGUGUACCAAAACAUUCACGGGUCAUUUUCUCAAAAGUGGGGUUACAAGUUUAUCAGCUUUCAAAGCAGAUUUACUUUACCAUUGUUCCUCAACUGCAGUGUAUGAUAUACCGUUUUCUAGCUCUGAGUAUCUACCUUUAUCCAAUGUAAAAAAAUACUAUUUCAAAUGUUGUUACAUGCAUUCACCUGUAUUGUGAAUAGGCCUAGGCUACAUCUUCAUUUGCCCAGUUUAUCAAUAGAGAUUUACCAUUCAAAUAAAUUAUUAGCAUUAUGUUAUGGAGCUAGAUUGGUCAAAAAUCAAAUUCAAAUUGAUUGUAUGAUUGUUUAUUUAAUUAAUGCAUACAUAAAAAUUCAAAAAUUUCAAAUGUAAUGAUCUUUAGAUCUGUCUGGAUCAAGUUCCAUUCUGUGACUUUGGCCAAUAUGCCUUUAUUUGUGGUAUUGUUUUGGUAUCGCGUAUCGUAAUGGUAUGGACUAUGGUGAUAAUAAACCUGGUAUCGCGUAUCGUAAUGGUAUGGACUAUGGUGAUACUAAACCUGGUAUCGCUAUCGUAAUGGUAUGGACUAUGGUGAUACUAAACCUGGUAUCGCUAUCGUAAUGGUAUGGACUAUGGUGAUACUAAACCUGGUAUCGCUAUCGUAAUGGUAUGGACUAUGGUGAUACUAAACCUGGUAUCGCUAUCGUAAUGGUAUGGACUAUGGUGAUACUAAACCUGGUAUCGCUAUCGUAAUGGUAUGGACUAUGGUGAUACUAAACCUGGAAUCUCUAUCGUAAUGGUAUGGACUAUGGUGAUACUAAACCUGGUAUCGCUAUCGUAAUGGUAUGGACUAUGGUGAUACUAAACCUGGUAUCGCUAUCGUAAUGGUAUGGACUAUGGUGAUACUAAACCUGGUAUCGCUAUCGAAGUAAGAAUGUUGGUAUUGUGACAACACUACAUCCAGAGCUGCCAACUCGUUGAAGUAGAAAUUGUCAUCCAAAUUAAGUUUAGUGAUCACUGUUCUAAUGUCCAGAAGGUGUUUUCGAUCAUAAGAAAUGAUGUCCGAGACAUUAUCUACAAAAGUUUAUUUUAUUUUUAUAGCAGAAUUGGUCAGGAGCUGCUAACCACUGCAGUGCCAGUGCAGUGCUGUGGGAGAGACAGUGUGUAAUAAUCAGUACUGUGGGAGAGACAGUGUGUAAUAAUCAGUACUGUGGGAGAGACAGUGUGUAAUAAUCAGUACUGUGGGAGAGACAGUGUGUAAUAAUCAGUACUGUGGGAGAGACAGUGUGUAAUAAUCAGUACUGUGGGAGAGACAGUGUGUAAUAAUCAGUACUGUGGGAGAGACAGUGUGUAAUAGUCAGUACUGUGGGAGAGACAGUGUGUAAUAAUCAGUGCUGUGGGAGCAGCCCUUUCGUGUUGGAGAGCAAUACAGAAAUUAAGUGAAUCCCCUCUGCCCCCCCCCACCCCCCCAGUACACAAAGAGCCAGUGUCCCAACAACAACAACAACAACAACAACAGCAGUAGCUUGGCCUAGCCAGCCACAGGAAGCCACCUCCUAGCGGGACAGGUCAGAGACAGACAAGGGGAGAAAGACCAUGUGAAUUAGGCUAACAACCAUGAAAGUCUUAUAGCUGAAGUGCUUUAUGUGACAGCCAUAUCAUCAACUAUUUUCUUAAAUCUAGGCUAUCCUCUUCUGUUUAUCACAUUGUGAAGAGGCCCCAUGUAGCUCAGUUGGUAGAGAAUGGCGCUUGCAACGCCAGUGUUGUGGCUUCGAUUCCCAUGGGGGGGCAGUAUGAAAAUGUAUGCACUCACUACUGUAAGUCGCUCUGGAUAAGAGUGUCUGCUAAAUGACUAAAAUGUAAAAAUGUAAAUGAAGAAGUUGGCAUGAUAGUCCUAUCAAGGAAACACACUGCCAACAAUGCCAUUUAGAUAGGCUACUACGUUUUUCUGUUAGAAAUAGUUCUAGUAAUAACACACAAAGGCUACAGAAGGCUAAAUGCCGACUAUACGCCUACAAAUCAGGUUUUGCAACUGGACUGUAGCUUGGGGUGUGAUAGGAAAGGCAACACCCUCCAUCAGAUACACAGAGGCUGUGGACAGGCUGCACAGCCAUUCCUGUGGUCUCUCUCUCUCUUUCACUCGUUAGAGGAGAGAACUAACUGAUCUGGACUCAUAUUCACAAAGACUCAAAGUAAGAGUGCUGAUCUAGGAUCAGGCUUAUUUAUGAUUUAAAAUAUAUGUACAGUGGGGGAAAAAAGUAUUUAGUCAGCCACCAAUUGUGCAAGUUCUUCCACUUAAAAAGAUGAGAGAGGCCUGUAAUUUUCAUCAUAGGUACAUGUCAACUAUGACAGACAAAUUGAGGAAAAAAAUCCAGAAAAUCACAUUGUAGGAUUUUUAAUGAAUUUAUUUGCAAAUUAUGGUGGAAAAUAAGUAUUUGGUCAAUAACAAAAGUUUCUCAAUACUUUGUUAUAUACCCUUUGUUGGCAAUGACACAGGUCAAACGUUUUCUGUAAGUCUUCACAAGGUUUUCACACACUGUUGCUGGUAUUUUGGCCCAUUCCUCCAUGCAGAUCUCCUCUAGAGCAGUGAUGUUUUGGGGCUGUCGCUGGGCAACACAGACUUUCAACUCCCUCCAAAGAUUUUCUAUGGGGUUGAGAUCUGGAGACUGGCUAGGCCACUCCAGGACCUUGAAAUGCUUCUUACGAAGCCACUCCUUCGUUGCCCGGGCGGUGUGUUUGGGAUCAUUGUCAUGCUGAAUAAUUAUGUUAUUGUUUGAAGAGUUCUGCAGCAGAGUUGACAUGGAUGUGUUUUUGAAAGAUCAACAACACAUGCCCCUCCCCUGUUGAGCAAACAGGCAUUGUUUGGUUUUCCUGGUCAUAACAAACCAUGUGAUGUUACAUUUGUUCAGGGUGUGAUGGUGGUGUUAUUGCGAUAAUUGGCCCAUGUUUCUUUCUCUCUUUUCCGUGUGUGUGUUUGUACGUGUGUGUGUUUGUACAGUGUGUACUGUGUGUGUUUUUAAGAUAGUGUGUGUAUCAGUGUUGCUUUUCCCCUGCCCAACCUGUCUCUGUCUGUGAGUUUCAGUUGAAGGAGAUGUUCCCAGGGUUCAGACUGUCUCUGCCUCCAAAGCGCUGGUUCAAAGACAACUACAACUCUGACUUCCUAGAGGACAGACAGCUGGGCCUGCAGGCCUUCCUGCAGAACCUGGUGGCACACAAAGACAUCGCCAACUGGUGCGUGUGUGUGUGACUGCGUGUGUGUGACUGCGUGUGUGUGACUGCGUGUGUGUGUGUGUUUGACUGCGUGUGUGUGUGUGUGACUGCGUGUGUGUGUGUGUGAACAGAGAUGCUUUGAAACACAGAAGAAAUCAAAAUGUAUUCAAGGUGCCUCAUCAUGCAGUGCACACCUCAACAUUGCUUUGAGGUUACACACACACCCACACCCACACACACACACAGCCUUGAGGUUACUGAUGGACUUGCUGGUUGCCCAUGACCUGAGACACAGACUUAGCACCUGGCCAACAACAAUGAAGGUCUAUGGAAACAGCUGAAUGUAUCCACACACACUUUUAUCAGGCUAUAUUAGAGUUAUGUAGUCAAGGUUAAAAGCAUACAUUACACAGUAACUGUAUUUAGCGUUGUAAUACAAACCUUUUAUGAUAUCCUCUCUAGUUUCCUUGGCGGCAAUGCUGCUGACAUGGACAGCAAAACCUAUACCCAAUCCAUCAUAGAUACACUGUCUUUUGGGGGAGUGUGUGUGUGUGAGUACCCUGAGGUUGUUUGUUUGGUAGGGAAAGAUAAGUUCCUGUUGGUUUUUAAAACUCUUCCUCCUUCCUUGUGUCUUUUUAACAGCAUAGCGGUGAGGGAGUUCCUGUGUUUAGAUGAUCCUCCAGGUCCUUUUGACAGUCUGGAGGAGAGCCGGGUAAGAAUGAUCUUCUGUUACCAGCAUGCAACUUUAAGUAGACUUUCACCAAAGCCUAUUGAGAAGUCACAUAGACCCAAACGAGACCAGCUCAAUCCAGUUUCUGCAGUGUCGUUUGUUUGUGUGACCCAUAAUCCUGGGAGUAAUUUGGGACAGGCUUUGUUGUUCUCUAUCUGGAAUGAGCCUCCGAUGCCAGCACCACAUCUAAUUAGCAUAUCCACUCAUUAGCAUAACUGUCAUUAGAAUAGAUUUUACAGUUUUGGUUAGUGGUGGAUUUGGAUUUGGCUUCCUCUCCUCAUACACAUUUUUGUUCUGAAUGAAAUAUUACCACUACCUUUUUUAAAACCAUGUAUAUCUUUAUUUCCCAUAGACAAUUCAACACAAUCACAAUCGCUUUUUUGUCUUUUAAUAAUUUUAAGCAUUUAAACACUUAACAAACACUUAGGCCAUGCCCUGUUGUUACCUCAUAUCCCAGUGAUAAUGCCUUGAAUUACGCCUGGGAAGAAAACACUUCAAUUUGCUCAACUUGCCAUAGGCUCAACCAUUGGCCAUUGGCCCAACUUACCCCAAGGCAAACAUGUAAACUAUAUUAGACACACAGCUACAGGGAUACACUACAUCUGCAUUGCUUGCUGUUUGGGGUUUUAAGCUGUAUUUCUGUAUAGCACUAGGGCUUUAUAAAUACAUUUGAUUGAUUGAUUGAUAGGUUAACUACCUCAUAUUGAAGCUUAUAGAGACCCCAACUGAUGUAUAGAACAAUCUUAAAAUGAUCUACUUAGAUUCAUUAUUCAUUAUUUAUUUAUUUAACCAGGUAAGCCAGUUGAGAACAAGUUCUCAUUUACAACUGCGACCUGGCCAAGAUAAAGCAAAGCAGUGCGAUUAAAAACAACAACAACACAGAGUUACAUAUGGAAUAAACAAAACGUACAGUCAAUAACACAAUAGAAAAUCUAUAUACAGUGUAUGCAAAUGUAGUAAGUUAUGGAGGUAAGGCAAUAAAUAGGCCAUAGUGCAAAAUAAUUACAAUUUAGUAUUAACACUGGAGUGAUAGAUGUGCAGAAGAUGAUGUGCAAAUAGAGAUACUUGGGUGCAAAUGAGCAAAAUAAAUAACAAUAUGGUGAUGAGGUAGUUGGGUGGGCUAAUUACAGAUGGGCUGUGUACAGGUGCAGUGAUCGGUAAGCUGCUCUGACAACUGAUGCUUAAAGAUAGUGAGGGAGAUAAGUGUCUCCAGCUUUAGAGAUUUUUGCAGUUCGUUCCAGUCAUUUGCAGCAGAGAACUGGAACUUGAAACUUCUAACACAAUAGAUUAAUUUGACUUGGUGGAAAUCUGUUUUUUGGACCUAACUUGCUUUUUCUAUGUGGUUUUGUCCUGUACAGACUCCAUGAAAUGAUGACCUCUUCCUAAUUAUUUGGUGAAAUUAUACAUUUUGUGUAUGGUUUCCUAGAAAUAAGGGCGGCUCAAUUUACCCCUUUGGUUUUUUUUGCAAUGUCGGUUGUUGGAGCCCCGUGUAGCUCAGUUGGUAGAGCAUGGCGCUUGCAACACCAGGGUUGUGGGUUCGAUUCCCACGGGGGGCCAGUAUGGGGGGGAUUUUUUUUUGCACUCACUGGAUAAGAGCGUCUGCUAAAUGGCUAAAAUGUAAAUGUUUUUGUCCUGUCACAUUUUCAUCACUCAGUGUCUCCCUCUCGCUCUCCCCCUUUCUCUCUUUCUUCCCCCCCCCCCCCUCCCCCCAGGCGUUCUGUGAGACUCUGGAGGAGAGUAACUAUCGUCUGCAGAAAGAGCUGGUUGAGAAGCAGAGAGAGAUCAGCUCCCUCAAGAAGAGACUGGAGGAGAAGGACCAUCACAUCCACCUGCUGGAGAAACGCAUCAAGUACUGAACAACACACACAGGUUUACUGCAAGUGUGUUACAUGGCUUAUGUUUCUAGGGUGUGGAACUGAUUUUUGUGUGUGUGCAUGUUUAAGCAGGGAGUCUCUGACCCCAGAGAGCCAGAGUGGGCUGUCAGCUCAGGGCAGUGAUAGCAGCGUAGACGCAGACGGAGACGUGGAGUCAUCAACCGCCGAGGCAGACCAGGAAAUGAUGUCAGAAGAGAAUGGGUAAGACACACAUACACACACAUAUAUAAUCAAGGUUUCACUAUAUCCCGUAAGUUAACAUUGCCUCGAUUAAUUAUUCAAGACACUAUUCACAACCAUGGGCUGAUGGGGUUCCGCGCUUUUCUAACUCAUAGCUGAUUUUUCACUGCACUACACGCGCACUCUCAUCCAGAAGCCCUUUUGUAUAAUGCUCAAACUCCCUUCAUUCAGUUAGCUGUCUUUUCAAAUGAUCAACCCCUCUUCCUGAAGACCAGCUGGCAUCAUGCCACCUGUUAUAGCAGUGGCCAUCACAAUCAAUCUCCUCAAAGUGAACUGUGCUUGUGACUUGAACUUCAACUGCCGUUAGCUGAUUUUUGCUUGAGUGUCUCUUUAAAGCGGCAUACUACUGUUCUCCCCUCCCCCAGAGCAUUAACUUUCAAAAACAGAAAUGACCUUAAAAGCCUUUGUGAAAACAGCAACCCACACCCUCCGAAAUUAAUUUUCCUAAUGCUAGUGAAGUAGUGAAGGUAGCUAGCUGGGAAUGCAGUGUAGAAUACCAAAUAACUAUCAUCUGUCAUAUCAAGCCAUGCAGUGUGUUUUCUCUAUAGUCUUCCAAUGAAAAAUGCCAAAGCCUUGAGGAUUGCAGAACCGACAGAGCUGUGUUUAGUGGUUGGGAAAGAAAAGACUGCAUCAAUCAGAUUGAAUAGGAGAUAUACAAAUGUAAGCAAGGUUUGAAAUGAUUAUGUUUUAGUUAAAAAUUGUAUCUGUCUGGGCUUCUUGCGGUCAAUUUGCAGUCUACAAAUUAUUAGUAAUUAUGUUCUGGCCCCCUGACCAUCUGCUCAAUAAAAAAUUGUCCCGCAGCUGAAUCUACACUGAAGCAAUAUAUAAACACAACAUGUAAAGUGUUGGUCCCAUGUUUCAUGAGCUGAAAUAAAUGAUCCCAGAAAUGUUCCAUACGCACAAAAAGCUUAGGUCUCAAAUUGUGUGCACAAAUUUGUUUAAUAUGCCAUUUAGCAGACGCUUUUAUCCAAAGCGACUUACAGUCAUGUGUGCAUACAUUUUUACGUAUGGGUGGUCCCGGGGAUCGAACACACUACCCUGGCGUUACAAGCGCCAUGCUCUACCAAUUGAGCUACAGAGGACCACAUUGAGCUACAGAGGACCACAUCCCUGUUAGUGAGCAUUUCUCCUUUUGCCAAGAUAAUCCAUCCACCUGACAGGUGUGGCAUAUCAAGAAGCUGAUUUAACAGCAUGAUCAUUACACAGGUGCACCUUGUGCUGGGGACAACAAGAAGCCACUCUAAAAUGUGCAGUUUUGUCACACAACACAAUGCCACAGAUGUCUCAAGUUUUGAGAGAAAGUGUAAUUGGCAAGCUGACUGCAGGAAUGUCCACAAGAGCUGUUGCCAGAAUUGUAUGUUAAUUUCUCUACCAAAAGCCGCCUCCAACGUUGUUUUAGGGAAUUUGGCAUUACAUCCAACCGGCCUCACAACCACAGACCACGUGUAUGGCGUCGUGUGGCGAGAAGUUUGCUGAUGUCGACCUUGUGAGCACAGUGCCCCAUGGUGGCGAUGGGGUUAUGGUAUGGGCAGGCAUAAGGUACAGACAACGAACAUAAUUGCAAUUUUAUCGAUGGCAAUUUGAAUGCACAGAGAUACCAUGACGAGAUCCUGAGACCCAUUGUUGUGCCAUUCGUCCACCGCCAUCACCUCAUGUUUCAGCAUGAUAAUGCACGGCCCCAUGUCCCAAGGAUCUGUACACAAUUCCUGGAAGCUGAAAAUAUCCCAGUUCCUCCAUGGCCUACAUACUCACCAGACAUGUCACCCAUUGAGCAUGUUUGGGAUGCUCUGGAUCGACGUGUACAACAGCAUGUUCCAGUUGUUGCCAAUAUCCACACCGCAAUUGAAGAAGAGUGGGACAACCUUCCACAAUCAACAGCCUGAUGAACUCUAUGCGAAGGAGAUGUGUCGCGCUGCAUGAUGGUGGUCACACCAGAUACUGACUGGUUUUCUGAUCCACGCCAUACCUUCUUUUUAAGGUAUCUGUGACCAACAGAUGCAUAUCUGUAUUCCAAGUCAUGUGAAAUCCAUAGAUUAGGGCCUAAUUAAUGUAUUUAAAUUGACUGAUUUCUUUAUAUGAACUGUAACUCAGUAAAAUCUUUGAAAUUGUUGCAUUUAUAUUUUUGUUCAGUAUAGUUGAUGAUCCCUGGUCUAAAGGGCUGUGUGUAGGGUUCAUUGCAGAGCCAGACAAUGUGGACAUACAGUAGAUUGGAUUGGUGGCAACAGCAGGGUUGGUUCUGUCUUACUUUGUUGAAUGACGUUGACCUUGACCAUAUCCUUCCUUUGUGUUUUUCCCUCCAUGUUACGCAGCUGUGCAGCCCCUAUCUGAGAUAGAGUGCACUAGUUGGAGGUUCUGAAUACAUCACACCAUAUGGGUAUCAUGUAUGCUGUUCUUCCCUGCCACACCCACUAUGUACCCUGGUCCUUCCACAUGUUGUUCCAUGUCUUCUACCUGUUUCCUAGUCCACCCCUGUGUUGCUGUGUAGUUAGGGCCUGUGUUGAUCUCUUAGUGUUGAAGUUUCCCUUCACUCUCUGGUGUCCUGUUGUUAAGUGUGAUAAUGGUGUCUAGUACCAUUGUCCAUAUCUUCUGACUGACCUGUGGGUCUUUACUCCAGACUAUUUACUUAUAGUUCCUUUCACAUGUGCAGUGAUGGUCUCGGUACUUCUUCUGGUGUGUCUCGAUGUGUUACCACUGUCUUUUAUAAGUGAGAUUUGUUUGUUGAAAUGUUCAUCCCCUCUUCAAUUGACCUACACUGGUCCAUCUAUUCUACUUACAUUUUCUAUAUUCAAUUCUCCCCUCUAUCUCUCCAGGAAGUGUGAGGCCCACCAGUCUCUCCGUCUCUCAGGGUGUUGGUGUGGACCUGCCACUGGCAGCUCUCCGCCCGUCAUCGAGGUGACCCAGGUGUGUGAUGCUCGGCUGGAGCACUGAGCCACCGGGGACAACCCUGCUCUCCUCUCUCUUCC
Messenger RNA from Coregonus sp. 'balchen', 14080 nucleotides. NCBI's taxonomy places the organism in Eukaryota, Metazoa, Chordata, Actinopteri, Salmoniformes, Salmonidae. The record is from the annotation of a GenBank genome assembly.